Molecule: messenger RNA, 1866 nt
Organism: Notothenia coriiceps (black rockcod)
Lineage: Eukaryota; Metazoa; Chordata; Actinopteri; Perciformes; Nototheniidae
Gene: khnyn
Product: KH and NYN domain containing
Exons: 2
Cellular component (GO): cytoplasmic ribonucleoprotein granule; nucleus
Molecular function (GO): mRNA binding; RNA endonuclease activity
Source: RefSeq, a predicted model, not a curated record
GUUGGCUCUACCGGAUUCCUGCUUAUCUCCGGUCUUGCAGAGCCGGUUGUUCGAGCCUACUCCCUCAUUACAGAUAUGGUGGAGCGGUACGAAGGCACACAUUCCAGACGCUCAGAGACUACAGACAGAGGCAUGGGCGAGACUCUGGAUUCACGGCGGGCUUUCAAAAGCCUGGUGGAGAAUUGGGAGGACAAACACAUCCUGGAUCUUCUGGUUCUCCCGGCGUUAGUGAAGGAGAUCCUGCUGGAGUUGGUAAUAGGAUCGGGGCUUGGAUCAAACCCUAGUCCAGAUCUUACAGAUGGAAACGCUGGGGCUAGAUCUCUCGAGGAUUCGGGGGUUAGAUGGGACAAACCUUCGUCCGUUACGUACACACUCCCAGAGUCUCCUGAUCGUUGGGUUGAAGGGAUGACUUCAGCUUCUGGUAAAGACUAUGCCGCUUCCUCAUUCCAGUUGUUGUCUUCAGGGUCCCGAGGAUUGGCAGAGGGUGCUGACGAAAGACUUCUGCUUUCUCUACAAGAGGUUGUCAGACAAAGCGAAGCAGCAUCAAUAAGUACAGAGGUGAUAGACGUACGAGGGGAAGAUGAAGAACAAGAAGUGCUGUUGUCAGUGGGAAACAAAGAGUUCUUGCUUCUUUUAAAGUUCUUCACAGCUAUGGGGUACACAGAGGAGAUAGUUAAGAGAGUCCUUGCCCGAACGGGACUUAAAGAGGCGUCGCAGAUACUAGACGUUGUUCAACAGGAGCAGAAUCGCAGUGACCGUGAGGAGGGGAAGAAAACUCAAGACGGCGAUGAGUCGAACCGAAGCGAGAGGAACCGACCUUGCGAGACAGAGCACAGAGAAGAAGAAGAAGAAGAAAUGGAAGUAUCGGGAGGAGAUGUGUUGAUGAGUAGUUCCGAGUUCAUGGAAGCUGGAGCAACGGGAAGAGAUCAACCCAAGGAGAUAGGGCACAAGGAAGACUUUGUUCUAGGGGUGGUGAAGAAAGCGGCAGCCAGCUGUGGGUACAUGGAGCAGAAAGUGACCAAACUCUACAACAUGUUGCCGGAUGGAUCCACUCACCAGCUGAUCCUGGAGCUGCAGAGAGAGGAGAGCAAAGAGUUGGUUGCCUUUGGUAAAGUACCAAGAGAGAUGGACGAUGUGGUGAUAGAGAAAGAAGAACCAAAAGUGCCACCAUCUGAGGACAAAGCAAAGGAAAUGGAGCUUUUUAUGCCUGCAGGUAAAAGAAAAUCUGAUGAUAAAGGAUGGGGAGAAGUGCCGAAAUCACCUGAAGCCGAGUUCAUAUUCUAUAAACACAUAAACUCGCCGUAUCAAGUCUGCAUUCCUGAAGUCAAAGGGCCACCCAUGCCCACAUAUCCUCCAUCUUUUGAUCGUCCACCCACCUUUAACCAAUCCAACAUACAACAUGGUCGAAACAACUUAUGGCAGAAUCCAUCAACGUCGAGACAAAAGCAUCCAGCCCAAGAACCUGUCCUCAACUCAAAGCCCAAUUCCUUCAAACCCUUAAAACCUCAAAAACCCAUCUUCACAAUCUAUGAUUUGCCUCCCGCCAAAGCGAGGGAAAAGCAAGGCUUCAUGGCCGCUUCCUCCGUCGUGGUGACGGGGGAGCAGCGUUUCCUGGAAGGCCUUCAGAUGCCCUUCGAUCUGAAGCUAAAAGACCAACCUGGUGACCCAAACGUGAGGACGAUCGUCAUCGACGGGAGCAAUGUGGCGAUGAGUCACGGGUUGGGUCACUUCUUCUCCUGUCGAGGGAUCGCUCUGGCCGUCCAGCACUUUUGGGAUCGAGGCCAUCGUCACAUCAGCGCCUUGCUGCCUCAGUGGAGACAGAAGAGCGACUCUAAAAUCAAAGGUAUCACUUCCUGUUCCUCAGCG